AUGAAUGAGGGACAGGAAACCUCGGAUGCCGAGGACACGACUCGCUCCAGGAGCACGACCUUGUCCCCGCCGCGGCCCCCGGGCCUCUCUGAGCGGCUCUCCUGCCCUAAGAACAGCGUGUGUUCCCGCUCCUACUUCGUGUUGGUGAUGGUGUUUUUCCACGUUUACAUCAUUAAUGUCAUAGCGCUGCUGUUUUACGUGCACUACAGCAGCAGCAGCGGCGGGCAGGACAACGGCAGUCAGAGUCGUGACGCCCCAAGCGGUCACCACCAGCAGCGACCCGAGUCUGCACAGAAACCACAGUUACUACGAGAUGUUCCCCUCACCAGGAUCGAGGGAAUCAGAGUGGGACAUGUGCAGAGAGUUGCACUGGUGCCGGGGAAAGUGCAUGAAAUGCGGACCCUGAGUCUAAAACCUCUGUUGUUUGAGAUUCCUGGGUUUCUGUCAGAGGAUGAAUGUCGUGUUGUGAAGCAGCUGGCGCAGCUAAAGGGUCUGAUGGAAAGUCAACUAAUGGUACAAGAUGGUCAAGAAGAUCUGGCCAAGGAGCUCAACCUCAGUCCAGAGGAGAUAUUCAACCUUCUGGAUAUCAACCAGGACGGACAGCUGCAGCUCCACGAGAUUCUGACUCACUCCAGAGUAAGAGACGGCAUCUGGCUGACACCAGAGAACCUGAGAGAAAUCUACGCUGGGCUGAAAGUUGACAAGAACGACGAUGGAUUGCUGAGUCUGGAGGAGUUCAGGCUUCUGAGCAGCGACGCCUUUCAGCGCUUCCUGCUGCAGCGAGGGGUCAAGAGGAGUCAGUUGGUGAGAAACAGCAGACACACGUGGCUCUACCAGGGCAAAGGAACUCACCAAGUUCUCCAGGACAUCAAGUCCAGGGUGACUCGUCUCACCCGUCUCCCACCCACGUUAGUGGACCUCAGUGAGCCCCUCCAGGUGGUUCGCUAUGAGGAGGGGGGGCACUACCACGCCCACCACGACAGCGGCCCUGUGUAUCCUGAAACCGCCUGCACACACACACGACUUGUGGCCAACACCUCUGCACCUUUUGAGACUUCUUGCAGGUACAUCACAGUUCUCUUCUACCUGAAUUCUGUUGAGGGGGGCGGGGAGACCGCAUUCCCCGUGGCAGACAACAGGACCUAUGAUGAAGUGUCUCUGAUACAGAACGACGUGGACCUGCUGGACACCAGGAGACACUGUGACAAGAGUAACCUGAGAGUGAAGCCCACACGGGGCACAGCCGUGUUCUGGUACAACUACCUUUCUGAUGGAAGAGGUUGGGUUGGAGAGCAGGACGAAUAUGCCCUACAUGGAGGCUGCGUGGUCACCAAGGGCGUUAAGUGGGUCGCAAAUAAGUGGAUCAACAUCGACCCGGACUACGCUCGACAGGCGCGCUAUGAGCAGCUCGUGUCACAGCAGCCGGAGGAGGAGGAAGAGGAGGAGGAGGAUGAAGGUCUGACUUUGAACACUGACAUACAGAGUUCAGACAUCCAUCAAGACCUGUAGCUUUACAAAAAAAACAAGUUUAUACAUAGAGUAAGUUUGGAGACGUCUUCCUUCAGUCGUGUGCACAACAUUUUUUGGUGACACCCUCUGUGACUGGUGUGUAGAUAAACCUAUUCAGGGAAUGGAGUCACAGUGAGUUUAUGCAACAGCGAGGAGAUUUUAAGUUAAAGGUUUGUUUGUAUUUUUUUUUUAUAGUAUAGUUUUUGUUUUGUUUUUUUAAUUUGUCCAAAAAGUGUGUUUGCCCAAAAAGUAUGUUGCACUAGAAACCUGUCAAUCUUGCAUGUUUCAGUUUCACAGGGUUUGCUGUUGUGAGAAGCAGAAAUUGCACUUGAGAAAAUUGAAAGAGCUCCAGUAAAAAACAUUUGAAUGCACUACCUUGUUACUGCUUUCUGUUAGUGUGAUGCAUGUUGUCUUGUUUCAACUCAAUUCUCACAUUCGUCCGAUUAGAAACACACUAUCUGAUUGUAGCUUCAGUCUUUAUUACGAUUCCCUUCCAAUAUGCACUGUCACGCAUUCAAACAGAAUAAAGUUCAGUUAUUUUAAAAA
This is a messenger RNA of Cynoglossus semilaevis (tongue sole), 2055 nucleotides long. It is a transcript of the gene p4htmb, whose product is annotated as prolyl 4-hydroxylase, transmembrane b. Gene Ontology annotation, cellular component: endoplasmic reticulum. The record is from RefSeq and is a predicted model, not a curated record. Gene Ontology annotation, molecular function: calcium ion binding; iron ion binding; L-ascorbic acid binding. Gene Ontology annotation, biological process: peptidyl-proline hydroxylation to 4-hydroxy-L-proline. The transcript has 9 exons. The coding region runs from base 1 to 1509 and encodes 502 amino acids. NCBI's taxonomy places the organism in Eukaryota, Metazoa, Chordata, Actinopteri, Pleuronectiformes, Cynoglossidae.